Molecule: messenger RNA, 2000 nt
Organism: Manduca sexta (tobacco hornworm)
Lineage: Eukaryota; Metazoa; Arthropoda; Insecta; Lepidoptera; Sphingidae
Product: cytochrome P450 4V2-like
Exons: 10
Coding region: 399-1868 (489 amino acids)
Molecular function (GO): oxidoreductase activity, acting on paired donors, with incorporation or reduction of molecular oxygen; heme binding; iron ion binding
Source: RefSeq, a predicted model, not a curated record
UGUUUUACGAAUAUUUACUUCACGAUUCUAAGAUGUUCUUGUUGAUGGUAAAUAUAAAAACGUAUAUUUAUACACGGUGUAUUAAGAAAUCCUAUGGUAGACUCCUAUCCUAUAACUGAUAAAUUAUCCAAAACCCUUACGUUAAUAAAAUUUUGAUUACAAUUAUUGUAGACAAGUACUUAUCUUCAGAUUUAGAAUUUGAAAAAUUCUUAAACAGGUCUUAAAAAUUAGGCAAUAUUCGUAUUUGGUUUUCAUUUAAUCGACAAGCAUGUGUAUCUACCUUUAGGUAUACGAGUAACUUAUUUAGGUCUAAACAUUGCCAAUCUGCUGACCCUAACAACGCUAUAAAUGCUAACAAAGUAAGAAACUUGUAGUAAUAACUAACCUUCUCAGUGGUAAUGUUGUUUCUAACACUUGUGUGUUGCAUUUGUUUUUUGUGGGUUUUGUGGAAAAGAAAAUGGAAAACUGCGUAUUCUUUGCCUCCAGCUCUAUCAGGAAAAUUACCUUUAAUAGGACAUAUUCAUCAUUUCUUAGGUGAUACUACCCAAAUAUUUGAAACCCUGAGGAAGAUUACUGAGGAGUGCGAUGAGAAAGGAGGCGUCAUCACAUUGUCAAUAGGACCGAUGACACUAUAUGGCAUUACAGAUAUUGACGAUUGUGCCACCAUUGCUAAUACGAGUUACAAAAAGGCUUUUUAUUAUGAUUUCUCUAAGCCUUUGGUUGGAGAAGGAAUAUUUUCUGCUGAUGUUCCAAAAUGGAAAUUACACCGAAAACUGUUGAACCCAGCGUUAAAUGUGCAGAUAUUGAAUGGCUAUAUGGGUAUAUUUAAUAACCAGUCAAAGAAACUUGUCGAAGACCUUGCUGUGGAAGUUGGGAAAGGAUCGUUCGAUCAGUUCCGUUAUUUGCUAUUAAAUAAUUUAGAGACUGUGUUCCAGACUCUAACAUGCGACGGGGACGGAUACACUCCGCUGAACGUUGAAUACGUUGAGAGCGUUCAAAAUAUUCUGAACAUUUUGACAACGAAGUUCUUGAGAGUCUGGUUUCAUAUCCCGUUUGUGUAUUACUUCUCUGAGCACAGGAAAGCGGAGUUGAGAUGUUUGAAAAUCAUACACGAUAUGUCAAACAGGAUGAUUGUUAAGAGAAAGGAGAAGUUGAAAAAUAUGGUACAAAACAAUUGUUAUCAAAAUGAUUCAGGAAAAAGCAAGCCACUGAUUGAUUUGAUGCUGCAACUAGCAGACGACGAUGGCCUCACCGACCAGGAGAUCAGAGAGAACAUAGAUACGUUCCUCAUCGCAGGUUUUGAUACUUUGUCCAGUGCUUUGACGUGCAUAUUUGCUACGUUAGGCUCAUAUCCAGAUGUUCAGAAUCGAGCUUAUGAGGAGGUACUAGAAAUAUUUAAUGAUCCCGAUAAGGAUGUAGACAAAAAUGAUUUACUUAAAUUAGUAUAUGUUGAAGCAGUAAUUAAGGAAACUAUGCGGCUUUACCCUAUGGCGUUUGGAGUUGCCAGAUGUACGGAUACCGAAGUUAAAUUAAAAAACUAUACUGUUCCAGCGGGUACGAAUUGCCUGCUUGGAUUCUGGAGUAUGCAUCGUCAAUCUAUAUGGGGUUCAGAUGCGCAUCAAUUCAGACCAGAGCGAUGGCUGAACCCGGAUACCUUGCCUAAGAAUCCCAACGCAUACGCCCCGUUUAGCAUCGGGAAACGCAAUUGUAUUGGUAAAUCUUACGCGAUGAUGUCCAUGAAGGUGUUGGUAGCUCACGUCUUACACCGGUAUAGAAUCACUGCUGACGUCUCCAAAAUGAAGAUGAAACUUGACGCCGUACUGAAACCAGCAUCGGGAUAUGACAUUUCUUUGGAAAAUAGGAUAUAAAUAUAAUAUGAAUCCUCAAUAAUUUAAUUUAAACAGGAAUUAUGUACCUUUGUAAUAGUAGAUUUAAGUUCUUUUAGUAAUAAAUAUUAUACUUACUGUCCGAUACAAUUGAUAAAAGUACUUAUAUCUACA